ACCAGUCACUCCUCGUUGGACUGCAGACAAGCACACCUGUGAGGCAGGGGAUUACACGGGAGAGAAGUAUGGCGUGUGGUGCGGUGAAGUCCUUUCUAGUGAGCCUGUCUCGGAGGAAGCCCCUGGAGCCGGAGGGGGAGAAGUCCACGUUUAACCGAUGCCUGACCACUCUGGACCUGGUGGCCCUCGGUGUGGGCAGCACCCUGGGGGCUGGGGUCUACGUCCUGUCUGGAGAGGUGGCCAGAGACACUGCUGGACCCAGCAUCAUCCUCUCCUUCUUCAUCGCUGCCUUGGCAUCCAUAUUCGCCGGGCUUUGUUAUGCAGAGUUUGGGUCUCGGGUUCCCAAAACGGGCUCAGCAUACCUUUACAGCUAUGUGACUGUUGGAGAGCUGCUGGCUUUUAUCACUGGGUGGAAUCUGUUACUCUCCUACGUCAUAGGGACAUCCAGUGUUGCUUUAGCAUGGAGUGGGACAUUUGAUGACCUCAUCGGGGGCGUCAUAUCCAAAUACUUUGAAGAACAUGCUGCCAUGGGCCUCCCUGGCCUAGCACCUUACCCUGAUGUCUUUGCCACUGCUCUCAUCUUGCUACUGUCAGGUCUGCUGGCAUUUGGAGUUAAAGAGUCAACAACAAUCAACAAGAUUUUCACAGCAAUCAACAUCCUGGUUCUGCUGUUUGUGGCCAUCUCUGGAUUCAUCAAGGGCGACCUCUCCAACUGGCAGAUCAGUGAGGAGGCUCUGAUAAACGCCACAGCAGAAUUCAAAAACUUGAGCUCCACUGCCAAUGUCACAAGUAUCUAUGGAGCGGGUGGAUUUUUCCCCUAUGGCCUUAGUGGAACAGUGGCCGGAGCUGCAACAUGUUUCUAUGCUUUUGUUGGAUUUGACUGCAUCGCUACAACAGGUGAGGAGGUGAAGAACCCCCAGAAGUCUGUCCCUCUGGGCAUUGUGGCUUCACUACUUAUCUGUUUCGUGGCCUAUUUUGCUGUGUCUGCUGCGCUCACCCUGAUGAUGCCCUACUACAUGCUCAGUGAAAAAAGCCCCCUGCCAGUGGCCUUUGACUACAUCGGCUGGGCUCCUGCCAAAUAUGCUGUGGCUGUGGGAUCGCUGUGUGCCCUGUCCACCAGCCUGCUGGGUUCGAUGUUCCCAAUGCCCCGAGUGCUGUUCGCCAUGGCAAGAGACGGCCUGCUUUUUCAGCCCCUGACCAAAGUCACCUCCAAGGGCAGUCCAGCUGUAGCUACCAUAUCUUCUGGAACUGUGGCAGCCAUCAUGGCUCUGCUGUUUGACCUGGAAGCAUUGGUGGAGAUGAUGUCCAUCGGCACACUGUUUGCUUACACACUCGUGGCCAUAUGCAUCUUAAUACUGAGGUACCAAGUGGGUCCAUCUGAAGACACAGACCUGCAGAUCUUUGACUCAAACACAAAGUUUAACUUCCUGAAGAUUCCGUCAACUCCCAAUUCAACCACCUCAAGAAGAGUCACAAUCUUGACUAUAAGCUCUAUUGUAUGUCUGGCUGCACUAUGUGUCCUCCUGACUGAUGCCUUAGAUGCUCUGGCCAAUUUGGAAGCAUGGAGCCUGGUGGUUGUCUGCAUCCUCGGUGCCAUUGUGCUGUUAAACACUUUCUUCAUCUGGAUGCAUCCACAAAAUACAGCCAAAGCAUCUUUCAUGGUGCCCUUACUCCCUGCUCUGCCAUUAGUGAGUACAUUCAUCAACGUCUACCUGAUGGUCCAGUUAAGUGGAGAUACUUGGAUACGAUACUCUAUAUGGAUGUUAGUGGGGUUACUCAUCUAUUUUGGCUACGGGGUGCGUAACAGUGUUCAGAGGAAGCGUCUCAUCGCCGACCAGAUGAGGAUCGAAACAGUCAGCGGCAAGAUAGACAACAAGGACAUCAUUAAAGAAGAGAAAUUCUGAGCUGCAGUAAAGAGAAAUAGAUUGAGAUGUUACAGUGAGUAACUGCUUUAAGUGCGUAAUUACUGUUUUAUAUGGACCAGUGCUGAUCUGUUCCUGCAGUGUCGAAUAUCUGCAGACAAAUGGACAGAUGGGCAGACUUAACUUCUAUUAUGAUGAAUUUUGUAAUUUAUCUAAAUAUUCUUGUUGCCAAUAUUGAACUGACAUGGUUUUGGACCUGAGAUGUUGCCUGUGUCAAUAUGAGAGCCAUGUCCUGGAGCCUCUAAAUCCACUGUCAAAGCAGUUUACACCUCUGUUUAUAAAGAAAAAAAGGGCUCAAACUGUCUUCUGUCGAUGAUUGCUAUUUUAUUACACUUAAACAAGUUUACACUUUUCAUAUCAGCUGUAAAAUGUAGAAAUUUAUUGUAAUUGUAUACAAUUCUAAUCAUGAUUAUGAAUAACGAGAAUGUUUUUUACGUAUUAAAAUACAGAGUUAGACUGGACAAAAGUAUGCACAAUGUAGAUACAGAAAAUCUUGUUAAAUGUCCUAUUUUUUGCCUGUUUAAAGAUAGAUCACUAUAUU
Messenger RNA from Epinephelus moara (kelp grouper), 2463 nucleotides. RefSeq names its product cationic amino acid transporter 2-like. Gene Ontology annotation, biological process: amino acid transport; transmembrane transport. The coding region runs from base 69 to 1904 and encodes 611 amino acids. Gene Ontology annotation, molecular function: amino acid transmembrane transporter activity. The transcript is spliced from 13 exons. Gene Ontology annotation, cellular component: plasma membrane. Lineage: Eukaryota; Metazoa; Chordata; Actinopteri; Perciformes; Serranidae. The record is from RefSeq and is a predicted model, not a curated record.